Lolium perenne is the source of this 696-nucleotide messenger RNA. RefSeq lists its product as uncharacterized. Lineage: Eukaryota; Viridiplantae; Streptophyta; Magnoliopsida; Poales; Poaceae. The record is from RefSeq and is a predicted model, not a curated record.
ACCACCGCCGUCAUACCCCAUUCACCACCACCACCCUCCGCCGCCCCAAACCUAGCACCAUGGCGUGGCGCGGCGCAGCCUCUCGCACCGUCCUGGCGGCCGUCCGCCGCCCGGCGCCCGCGAUCGGCGCCCUCCGCGCACCUGCUCCCCUCGCCGCCCCGCGCCGCCGGCUCCCUUUCGCCUUCACCAACGCCGCCCCCACCUCCCCGCUCGGGGCCGCACGGCCCCUGGCGGCGUUGAUGGGGUCGCCGCUGACGACGCCGGUGGUCCUAGCGCGACUGACGGCGCACCCUGGGGCCAGCGCCCGGGCCUGCUGCGAGCUCUCCCAGGGGAAUGGGGACGAUGGUUGAAGUUGGAGGCCGCACAGCAUGAUGAGGACUGUGUCCUAGGAUGAUGUACUUGAAGAGACCAUGUGGAUUUCCUACUUUCCUUUUCAUAAAAGGAUACAAAACUUGGAUUCGUCGUUUGGAAAGCAUAGCUAUCCUGGUGUAAAUUCUUCUAGCUGGUGUUAAGAAGAAUCUUCUCCAACAAAAUAGCUAGUUUCUCCAAAUUCCUAGCCUAGACUGAAAAUAAUUUUCCUUUCAUAUACCAUGGUCUGUAACAUGGAUUUAGCAUCUACGUUUGUGUGAAAUAUCUUAGUACCAUCCGCUAAGUGGAUUUGGUGGCCCAUUUUAUACAAUGCAUUCGAUUUAAAGA